Asterias rubens (European starfish) is the source of this 1689-nucleotide messenger RNA. RefSeq names its product ras-related protein Rab-15-like. The coding region runs from base 229 to 858 and encodes 209 amino acids. The record is from RefSeq and is a predicted model, not a curated record. NCBI's taxonomy places the organism in Eukaryota, Metazoa, Echinodermata, Asteroidea, Forcipulatida, Asteriidae. Gene Ontology annotation, molecular function: GTP binding; GTPase activity. The transcript is spliced from 7 exons.
AGAGGUCAAUGAGUUGAGUAGAAUCCUACACCGCCUGUGUGGUAAAAAUUUUGUUCGCAUAUCUUGCAGGGUAUAUAAUAAUAAAACAGUGUCAUUAUUUUGGGGUGGUAAAAAUGUACGAUUUACCGUGACUUCCCAGUUAAUUUUUACCUCCAAAUUCAGUUCAAAUUAUGUAAAAUAUUUCAAGUAUUCACUAUAGAAUUUUAGUAACUACGUUAGUUUGAAAUAAUGGCGAAACAGUACGAUAUUCUGAUCAGGCUUUUGAUGAUCGGUGAUUCCGGAGUUGGAAAGACGUGUAUGCUAUGCAGAUACACGGAUGAAGGUUUUAUCACGCCGCAUAUAUCAACAAUAGGUAUUGACUUCAAAAUGAAGAAUUUAUUAUUAGAUGACAAGAGAAUCAGGGUACAGAUUUGGGACACUGCUGGUCAGGAGAGGUACGAUACUAUUACUACACAGUACUUCAGAAGAGCUCAGGGGUUUGUGUUAGUUUAUGACAUCACAAGUGAGGCAUCGUUCCUUAAUAUUCAGAAAUGGAUGACGAUGGUUGCAGAGCAUGCAGGUCCUGAUGUGGAGAUGUUUUUAGUUGGCAAUAAGAGUGAUGCAGAAGCUCUCCGUACAGUGACAGAAGCCGAGGGAGUUAGAUUUGCAAAGGCAAAUGGAAUGGAUUUCAUCGAGACGAGUGCACACAACAGUACUAAUGUCAACGAGGCCUUCAUGAUGCUGACCAAGCAAGUGAUGAAGAAGCGCAGGAAGUCAAUAGAGAAACAGAUGGAGAAUAUACGACUGUACACGAGGGAGGAUAGUCGAGGGGACCUAGAGUGUCCCUCAGAAGGGAAGACCGCCACCAGCUGCUGCUGAUAGUCACUCCAAUUCUUGCCUUGGUAUUUAUCCUCUUUGAGACUCGACCCUACAAUCAGUUUGUGACAUCCUACAACUGCUUGCCAAUGUUGGGCAUUUUGGAGUCCAUUGCCAUUGGCCUCUGUAAGAUCCUCCAUGGUGCAGGUGUUAUGCAGCAAGCCCUGGUUCAGUAGGUGGUCCAUAGUCUUGGGCCCUUGUCCACACACUUAAGGUAUCAGUGACAACAACUCUUUGAUUUUUAUAUUGUUAAAGACUUGGUAAUCUUGCAUGUAUUUGUAUAUUACGGAACCUCUUGAGGAAACAAAACUGGUCGCUGUAAUGCGACCCAACAUUUAAACGCAUGCGAGACAUGCACAUUAUAUACAAGGUGGCCUUUAACUUGUGUUUGUUUGAGGUGGUAAAUCUGUACGUAAACAGUUUACUGUGACUAUUUUUGUUGCUCUACACUUUGCCAUGUUUUUAAAUAUUGUGUGUAUUUAAGGUACAGGAGUAUCUGCAUAAGAUAGAUGAACUUUUAUUUCCUGAAAAACUAUUUCUAGUAACUGUCAAGUAUUUCUAAACAAUGCUAUGCUAUUGACCUAUUUCACAAUGCACAGCACACUUAUUCCCACAUCCUAUCCACCAUGUGGGGAGCCUAAAUGUACACAAAGGAAUUCACCCCCCCCCCCCCCCCACAUGCAGCUAUUUUGAAUGUCUUUAACCUUUGUCAUAUUAUCAGGAGCCUCUCGGAAUAGUGUCGUUUAUUUUUUGACUAAUUUUGUAAAAAGAUAUUCAGGCUUGAGAUUUGAUGUAGUGUUGAAGAUUUUACCAAUCAGUUUAUAAUGCACAAAU